GCAAUAUUGUCGAAUAGUUAAAAGCUGCAAUAUUUUAAAAAAGAUCAAUUAAAAUGGCUCAAAAUAGCGAACAAUUUGAUAUUAAAAUAGUCAAAAAUAAUUUUGAAGCAUCUUUACUAGAUGACGACGAUGUUCGCUUACAAGAAUAUUUAGAUAGUUUUGAUGAACUUAACAAAUUUUUUACCUUAAUGGGGAGGAUGUUUGGAUUUGUUAGUAAAGAUUUAAAAGCAAAAAUUGAUAUUUUGAGAAAGUUCAUUGAAGAAUCACAAGAGAAUUUCAUCAGUGCUAAAUCUAUGAUAAUUUAUGAAAAGGAAAAUGAUUUAUUAAACAAAAAGAAAUACGUUUCCGGAUCCAGGACAUUACUUAGGUUACAUCGAGGUCUAGAUUUUAUCAGACUAUUUCUGGAAAAACUUAAAGACAUCAAGAAUGAAGAAGGUACCUCAACUAUAUGUAGGGCAGCAUAUGAUCAAACAUUAUCGAAACAUCAUCCUUACCUGAUCAGGUCUGGGGCACAAGUAGCAAUUUAUACACUGCCUACUAAAGAAGUAUUACUAGAAAGAGUAUGUGGAGAUGAAAAAGUUAUACUGGAAGCAAUGGAAUUACUACCACACACUUUAGAAAUCACUGCUCUUGUGUAUGAUAGGUUGGAAAACAUGUAUACUGAACAUAAACUUCACGAUCUUCCUUAAAUCAUUAGAUUACUUCACAUCAGUAUUAUCAAUGUUAAAGAGAAAACAAUUAUUGCUCCAAAAACGGUUGACGAUUCCAGUGCUACAUCCAUACUUUCGAUAGGAGCGGAGGGCAAGGCCGAGAGUAUGGUUUGGUGAAUCUUCAUUCGAUGUCGAUUUACCACCAAGUCAAGAUCGCAAGCUAAAGAAGUUUCCAAGCUCAUCACACUCUCGAUAUUUUGUAGGUUUAUAGUCCAUGUUGGACCGAUAGUGUGAUCUCUAUCGAAUAUCGGAAGCUCACCAACACUCAGGUGUAUCUCGAGAAUGUGGAGCUAGCAUAAUAUAUUAUAUUAUUUAUGUAAACUUGAAAGUAACAUUUUAUUCUCCAGUCGUCAAAGACGAAAAUGCCAUUGAACCCCUAAAAGAUAUUCGAACAAGCUGGGGUUUUAGGGGGAAACCCGUGGUAAAAGUGGUAAACUUUUUUGGGUCCCAAAAUUAUUAUUCUCUGCAACAUUCAGCUUAUUCGUAUGAUUUUUAGGGGUCAAAUCUCUGCUGACUGGACUAUUUAUGAAAUAUGGAAAAUAAGCAAAAAUACUACAUACUUUGUUACAAAACUAACAAACCAAAACUGAUGCAAUCGCUUUAGUAAGACUCUUCAUUUAUGUUU
Diabrotica balteata is the source of this 1335-nucleotide messenger RNA. Lineage: Eukaryota; Metazoa; Arthropoda; Insecta; Coleoptera; Chrysomelidae. The record is from the annotation of a GenBank genome assembly.